AUGGUUACUGUCGCACUGCGAGAUUGGGGACGUACCAUCCAACGCCCAAUCUCAGACAUGCACAUAUUGGAGGACCGAUUUCGCGAAUUGAAUUGGCAAGCCAUCCCUUGCGGGCUUGCUCAUCUUUGCCCCGUUGGAGCAAGAUCGAGAUGGCCCCGGAGAAGUAGGGAGCUCACCAGAUUACUACUGGAAAGGAGAGAGAGAUGGAUGCGAAUUCUCAGGAGCAUAGCAGAUGAAGCCGUAAUCACUCUUGAACCGAAGCACGAGAGUGAGGACGAAAUGAGCAGCCUAAAAGAAUUGCUCAUUUCAAUGGGAUGCGCUCAACAUACCGAAGAGAUGUUACCAACAAUACCCGGCAUACUAUAA
Messenger RNA from Mycetomoellerius zeteki, 366 nucleotides. RefSeq lists its product as uncharacterized. The coding region runs from base 1 to 366 and encodes 121 amino acids. NCBI's taxonomy places the organism in Eukaryota, Metazoa, Arthropoda, Insecta, Hymenoptera, Formicidae. The transcript has a single exon. The record is from RefSeq and is a predicted model, not a curated record.